Papaver somniferum (opium poppy) is the source of this 2206-nucleotide messenger RNA. Its product is annotated as probable aquaporin NIP5-1. The record is from RefSeq and is a predicted model, not a curated record. Gene Ontology annotation, biological process: transmembrane transport. Gene Ontology annotation, cellular component: membrane. The transcript is spliced from 4 exons. Bases 812 to 1714 code for a protein of 300 amino acids. Gene Ontology annotation, molecular function: channel activity. Lineage: Eukaryota; Viridiplantae; Streptophyta; Magnoliopsida; Ranunculales; Papaveraceae.
GUAUGCAUUACAUUUUCCUAUUCUUUUCUUUAUCAUUGAAGAUUAAUAAUAAUGUAAAGCGCCUACCAGGCCUUAAACAUCAAGAAACCAAGAGACAAAUUAAGAAAAGAACUAAUUAAGUUCUUUUCUUUUUGCAUUUUACUAUAUAAGAAAGUAAGAAACCCACAUUCAUCUAUCUCAUCACCAACUACUACUACUGCUACCAGUCCUGUUUGUUUGUUAUCUCCCUCAUCAGCGUUUCGUGUUCUAGCUGUUCAUCGUCGUCUCUUUUUGUUUGUUUUUUCCGAUCUUAAUCAUUCUCUUCACCGUUUUCUCUACGCGCACUUCAGUUCGUCUCUUCAUUUGGAGUAUUUUUCUCAGCUUCUUCAUGUAUGUGUAUUUUUGGAGAAUUAAAUCUUGAAUUUUAGUUGUUGAAACUGGAUCACUCGAUCUUUAUUAUUAUUCCUUAAAACUACUUUUAUAAAAGCUUUCCAAGUAUGUAAUUGUUUUCCAGUUAAAUUUUCUCUCGAAUUUUUCAAAAAAAAAAAAAACCCAAAAAAAAAUAGUCUUGCUUGUUCAAAGAUUCAUGGAAUCUUUGUAGAAUUUAUCAGAUUGUUAGUGAUUGUUAGACUGGAAGGGAUUCAUUCUAUUACUUAGAAAUACAUCUAUAAAAACCUUCCAAUCAUGUAAAUUAGUCCCAUCUUUGUUUGUUUACUCUCUUUUACUAGAGAUAUUUACCCCCAAAAAAAAAAUAAAAAAAAUUAGUCUGCUUGUGUUUAGUUUCCUACGUAUCCCGUCUACCAGUCCCUCUUAGAUUGUUGUUAAAAAAAAAAUGCGUGAAGGUGAUGUGAACGGGAUUGAGAAUGCUUCCGCAACGCCACCUGCAACUCCCGGAACACCAACGCCGUUGAUGUCAUCGAUGAGAAUCGACUCAUUGUCAUAUGAAAGGGAGAGGAAGUCGAUGCCACGAGGCAAGUGUUUCCCAGUUGAAUCAUGGACACCCAACCAUAUGUGUGUCACCGAUUUCGGACCACCGGACGUCUCUCUGGGCAGGAAGCUAGGAGCAGAGUUCGUAGGGACCUUCAUAUUGAUGUUUGCAGCCUCGGCCGGGCCUAUUUUGAACCAGAAGUACGACGGUGUUGAGACACUCAUAGGGAAUGCAGCUUGUGCUGGACUUGCUGUUAUGGUUCUGAUAUUAUCCACCGGUCACAUAUCAGGGGCACAUUUCAAUCCUUCCCUCACCAUUGCUUUUGCAGCAUUCCAACAUUUUCCAUGGACUCAAGUUCCUGCUUACAUAUUAGCUCAGGUCUCUGCGUCAAUAUGUGCCUCUUUCGCCCUCAAGGGUGUUUUUCACCCCUACAUGUCCGGUGGUGUUACUAUCCCUUCAAACACUCUUGCUCAAGCCUUUGCUCUUGAGUUUAUUAUCACCUUCAUUCUCAUGUUUGUUGUCACGGCUGUUGCAACUGAUACUCGUGCGGUCGGAGAACUGGCAGGAAUAGCAGUCGGAGCAACAGUCAUGCUGAACAUUCUAAUCUCCGGGCCAGCAAGUGGUGGAUCAAUGAAUCCAGUGAGGACACUAGGUCCAGCGGUGGCAUCAGGCAACUACAAAGCCAUAUGGGUGUAUAUAAUAGCACCAACAUUGGGUGCACUUGCAGGGUCAGGCAUCUACACUCUCAUCAAGCUCCAUGAUGCAGAGGGUGACCCACCUCGCCCAGUUAGAAGCUUCCGUCACUAGUCUCGACUCUCGAGUCACUUCGAUUCUGGCCCUCCAAAUAAGUGUACGUUUUCGUGUGUGGAUGUGUUUGUUUUUGCUUUCCAGUCUCAUACAUAUAGCAUCUGCUAUACUGGCACGAGCUAAAUGUGUGCAGCAUAUACAAAAAAACAAAAUUCAAGUCCAUUUGCUUUCUUUCAAUACCACUCUCCUCUACAGGAGUAGGAGUAUAGUCACAGGCAGCGGGGCGAAAAAAAAACUAUAUACUCUAUUAUGUUAAAAGUAAAUAUACAAGUGAUAUCAUGCGUGGAUUGUUGAGUGUUGUGUGAUUUCCCAAAAUAAAACUGUCUGCAAGUGUGAGAACUAUUAUCGUGUGUGCUGUAAGGAUUAUAUAUGGACUGUUAUGUAUUUGUGUUUAAAGUUGUAACCAGUCACUGAUGUGUGUGGUCUUAAGUUUCAACGGUGUAUGUGUACUAGUUUAAUUAUAUAUAAAAGUUUUAUGUUUGUGUGUUAAAA